AUGGCCAAGAUCAUCGCGGUCACCGGCGCAACGGGCGCCCAGGGUGGUGGCGUCGUCAACAUCAUGAAGAAUGUGCCAGGGUGGAAAGUCCGCGCCAUAACACGCAACCCCUCGGGCGCCGCGGCACAAAAGCUCGCAGCAGAAGGGCUUGACGUUGUCCAGGCAAGCUUCGAUGACGAGGCUUCAUUGGUCAAGGCGUUUGAGGGAGUCCAUGCGGUGUUCGCUGUGACAAAUUGGUGGGAGAUCCUCUUCACCGGCCACAACCAGGCCGAGGCCAGUCAGAUCGAAACUGAGCAAGGCAUGGCCAUCGCGCGCGCGGCUGCCGCCCAGAGCACGCUCGAGCACUACAUCUGGUCAACCGGCACGGAUACGUCGACCGCUUCAGGCGGCAAGCACCCGGGCGUGUCGCACAUGGACUCCAAGGCGCUCGUGGAUGAGAAGAUCCGCAAGGAGCUGCCCGCCCUGGCGGCCAAGACGACGUAUAUGUACAUGGGAUACUACCCGCAGAACAUGUUCACCUAUGACUGUCUGAAGCCCACAGAAUUUCCUCCAGGAUCAGGCACAUACGUCCAGAUCGUUCCAAGCACGGCCGACGCGGAAGUUCUCAUGGCUGGUGAUUUGACGCACAACCCAGGCCUGUGGGUCCGCCAGAUCCUCGCCAAAGGGGACAUCACGUAUGGGAAAUACACCAGGGUCGCGCUCGAGAGGUGGUCCUUUCAGAAGGCCAUCGACGUGUGGUCCGAGGUCACGGGCAAGAAGGGCGUUUUUGUGCCCUGCACUGUCGAGAAGUAUACCGAGCUGUUUGGAAUCGUGGGCCGCGAGAUUGGGGUGCAGUUCCAGUUCGGGCAGAUGGCUGAUGUUUGGGGGAUUGAGGAGGACAAGUACCUGGAUGCAGAGAAGGAUCUGGGCAUUAGUGCCGACGAGGUUAUUGGGUUCCGUGGGACAAUGGAGAAGUGGAAGCAUACGGUAGCUUGA
Microdochium trichocladiopsis is the source of this 975-nucleotide messenger RNA. Its product is annotated as NMRAL1 protein. The record is from RefSeq and is a predicted model, not a curated record. The transcript is spliced from 3 exons. Bases 1 to 975 code for a protein of 324 amino acids. Lineage: Eukaryota; Fungi; Ascomycota; Sordariomycetes; Xylariales; Microdochiaceae.